Messenger RNA from Candida albicans SC5314, 3438 nucleotides. It is a transcript of the gene ENG1, whose product is annotated as endo-1,3(4)-beta-glucanase. The record is from RefSeq and is a predicted model, not a curated record. The coding region runs from base 1 to 3438 and encodes 1145 amino acids. The transcript has a single exon. Gene Ontology annotation, molecular function: glucan endo-1,3-beta-D-glucosidase activity; endo-1,3(4)-beta-glucanase activity. NCBI's taxonomy places the organism in Eukaryota, Fungi, Ascomycota, Pichiomycetes, Serinales, Debaryomycetaceae. Gene Ontology annotation, cellular component: cell surface.
AUGCUUUUCAAAUCCGUAUUACUUAGCACACUAAUAGCCGUUCAAGCUUUGGCAGAGAACCUGGCUCAUCAAGAAAUCGUUACUGUUACUAAAACUACACAUAUAAGCAACCCUUGCUUAGAAAACUAUGCUAAAAAGUUAUUACCAAACAACCCAACUGGAUUAACUACUGGUAUACCUAUAGUGAUAGUCUACGCACCACAACAACCAGACAACCAAGUAAAGCAAUCAGAACUGCUACAACCAACACAACUGUCAAAAGCACAACAACAACAACAAAUACAAGGGUCAUCUGUACCAGCUUCCAUACAUGAUACCCCAACUCCAACUGAUCAUACUAAAAUUACUGUCACGAGCACUACCAUAUGCAACCAAAAGGUGUGCACUGUAAAAACUUUUUCCACCAUAAUUUCUCACAGUGAGUCUCCUACUACUACUACUACAACCAAACAAAAUGAAGAAAAGUCUAUUGCUGAUACAAAGUCUUUCACUCACAAAGCCCUCCCCAGCUCCAAUGGUGCUGUGACUUUAAAGACAACUAGUGUGAAAACUGCACUAACUACCACCUCAACAGUAUUUAGUGCUACAUCUUUACCGUCAACGACUUAUACACCCUCCACUUCCGUUUCCUUAGUCUCCACAACAAAGAAAAAUCCAGUGAGCUCACAGUCAGUUGUUAGCACAACUAAAACUAUUUCCAUUAACACAUCAUUAAUCACAGAUGCAGUUACAAUUACAAAGGAAGCAACAACUUUGCCAAAUUCUAAACACUCUUCCAUUUUUACCAAUGGGUCUAUUUCCUUUAUAUCGACUAGUGCUAAUAAGGUUAAAAGCACUGUCACAUCCGAUAUAUCAAAUAAUUCACAGAAUGGAUCUAGCUUGAGUCUUACUUCAACUAUAAAUCAAUUAGCUUCCAUUACGAACUCAACUCUUACAACAAUUACCAAGCCUACUUCGUUGGUGCCAGAUUUCAGCUACACAAACUCAUCGCGGGUGUCAAGUACUAUGAGAAAUUCUUCAGAAGAAUCCUCUAUGGUGCUUGAAAAAUCGAGUUCCAAAUUGUUAUCUAGCACUUCAUUUUUAAAUUCCUCAUCAAUCGCAUCUACUACAGAGUCUUCUGAAUUAGCAUCUGCAACAACAUCUGAUAGCUCACUUAACCACAGUUCUUCCAGUUCUGUUGAACUUAGCUCCAGUUUAAGCUCGGAAGCCGACUCCAGUUCAAGUUCAGAAAGUGUUGAAACAGGGUCUAGUGACGAAACUGCUAGCAAUUACUCAGGUGACUUGUUCAAAGCAAUAGAUACCAACGCUCCACCAACAGUUUUCGCAAGAAGUGAAAUUCCUUUAACAAUUCCUGCUGGUGUCGACAACAACGGUAAACCAAUUGGAACCAACAAAUUCUAUACCAAUUUAUUACUUGGCAAUCAAGAUUUCAUGGUGUAUCCAUUGCCAUACGGACUUUAUUGGAGUAAAACAAGUUAUUAUGGAUUUGCUGUUCAACAUAAUAAUGUAUCCGACAGAGUUUUUGGAUCAAUAAACACUAAUAAUAAGGGAGUUGCUUCUUAUUACUUUAACCCAACUAACAAUGCUGAAUUGAUAUUUUCUGCUACAUCGUUUUCUAAAGAUUCAAUGCAUAUGAAAGUGUCUCAAAUGGCUGAAUUGUCUGCCUUGGUUACAUUAUCAAGUUCUUCCAAUGAUGAGUCUAAUUAUUUGGAUAUUCCUUUAGUUCAAGGUAUGGGUUUUGUUACCGGUAUUUAUAACGGGAAUUUGACUCCCUUGUUGAAUUCGUUGUUCGGAGUUAAAGAUUUAUCUCUUGAGACUUCUGAUGCUUUAUUAUCCAAUGUUUUGAAAUAUCGUGCUACAUUAUUGAACAAUGUUCAAUGGUUGAUUUACGUUACAUUACCAGAUAAAGAUACUGACUUUAAAUUAGAGGUCGAAGAUUUCUACAACUUAAAGGGAUCCAAACCAGUUGAUGGAUUAAUUAUUCAAGUCGCAAUUGCUCCUGAAGAUAAUGAUAAUGAUAAGUACUAUGAUGCCGCUGCUGGUAUGUACGUUACCGGUGCCACUGUUCUGGGAAGUGUAUCCCAGGGCACAGCUGCUAGUUAUAAGUUCAGCUACACCACUGCCGGUAAAUCUUCAUCCAAUAACCCAAUUGUCUUUGCUUUACCACAUCAUAUGGAUUCAUUAACCGGUUCUGCUCUUGAUGCAUUGACUGGUAUUACAGUUACAUCUACUACUAAAGGUGAAAUGACCGGGUUUUUAACAAAUGAAUUGGAAUUUAGUGAAACAAUUAAUCAAGACGUGGAAUUCUUGCCAUGGACAGAAAAUAUGACAGGUAGUUUGACCUACACUAAGGAUCAAUUAGAAUUAUUAGCUAGUGCUGCUAACAAAGAAUUGGCAGCAAAUAUUGCUGCAACAGUGAAGAAUAUGAACUCUAAUUAUUUUUCAGGAAAAGUUCUUGACAAGUAUGCUCAAAUAUUAUUGGUGGUUAGUGAAAUCAUACAGGAUGAAGAAGUUACCAAAGAUGCCUUAAACGCAAUGAAGGAUGCCUUUAAAGUUUUCACGCAGAACAAACAAUACUAUCCAUUGAUGUAUGAUACUAAAUUUGGUGGAGUAACGUCAACAUCUGCUCAAGACGGCGAUCCAAACGCUGAUUUUGGCUCUGCAUAUUAUAACGACCACGAUUUCCAUUAUGGUUACUUUAUUCACGCUGCAGCCAUAGUUGGUUACGUCGAUAAGAAAUUAGGUGGUACUUGGGCUCAAAGUAAUAAAGACUGGGUGAACUCUUUAGUGAGAGAUGCUUCGAAUCCUUCUGCCGAUGAUACUUAUUUCCCUGUUUCAAGAAUGUUUGACUGGUUCUCUGGCCAUUCAUGGGCAACUGGUUUGUUCGUCACUUACAAGAACAUUGAAUCAAGUUCCGAAUCAUUACAUUUUGCUGCUGCUAUAAAAUUAUGGGGUAAAGUAGUCGGUGAUCAAUCGAUGGAAGCAAGAGGUGGUUUGAUGAUUUCCAUUAUGGCACGUUCUUUUAACAUGUAUUUCUACUAUAAAUCAGAUAAUACUGUGGAACCAAAACAAAUUUUACCAAACAAAGUCAGUGGUAUAUUUUUCGAGAAUAAAGUUGAUUACACUACAUUCUUUGGAACACCAGCUGAUCAUCCAGAAUAUGUCCAUGGUAUCCAUAUGCUUCCAAUUACACCUUCCUCAUCGUUGGUUAGAAAGACUUCUUACGUUCAAGAAGAAUGGAAAGAUCAAAUUGCUGGUUUUAUUGAUAAUGUUGAUAGUGGCUGGACUGGUAUUUUGAGAUUAAACCAAGCUUUAUUUGAUCCUAAAUCAUCAUAUGAAUUUUUUGCAUCAAAUAACUGGGAUGACAAGUGGUUAGAUAAUGGUCAAAGUAGAACUUGGAGUUUGGCUUUUGCUGCUGGUGCUCUCAAUGCUAGUUAG